Messenger RNA from Talpa occidentalis (Iberian mole), 6769 nucleotides. RefSeq names its product lysophosphatidic acid receptor 1 (gene LPAR1). Gene Ontology annotation, molecular function: lysophosphatidic acid receptor activity. Lineage: Eukaryota; Metazoa; Chordata; Mammalia; Eulipotyphla; Talpidae. The coding region runs from base 1207 to 2301 and encodes 364 amino acids. Gene Ontology annotation, biological process: neurogenesis; phospholipase C-activating G protein-coupled receptor signaling pathway. Gene Ontology annotation, cellular component: membrane. The record is from RefSeq and is a predicted model, not a curated record. The transcript has 6 exons.
GGAAAACCAAGGCAAGAGGGACCUGGCUUUGAGUUGCUGUUGAAAUCCACCGGCUCCUUUGGGUUUGUGUAGGUCUACUUUGUUGUGAAUGCAUUUAAACUUUAUUCUUGUUUCUCUUUGCUGCCAUUUGGCCUUUGAUGUGUAAGAAUGAUGGCAAGCAGGACUUGUUGCUGCCUUUAGUCUGGGGCCUGAGUUUGUUGCUUUUUGCUGCUCCUUUUUCUUUCCUUUUUGUUGAAAUGUAUGAUUUUUUCAUAAUUGUGGUUUUCCAGUGAGUGCUCGUUAAAGUUUCGCUAUGAACGCGUGUUUCCUAUUGUAAUGGAUACAUCUUUGCAAACAUGAAUGUUUGGAAACAUGGCAACUGCAGUUAUUAGAGCAAAAUCCUCUAUUCCUUCAGGCUUCACCAGUCUGUUUUUUCCGUCUAUCUGCAUAAGUGUAGUUUGUCAAUCUAAAAGCAUAACUGAAGCUAGAUGUCUGUGAUACAGCAAUUCUGGCAAAAGGGAAACUGCUGGGAAAACUAAGUUCUUAUAAGAAACUAUUUCCUUGUCAAAUAGUACAGUAGAAGGAAAAAAGAAGCUAGAGGUCUGUGAUGCUGCAAUUCUGGCAAAAGGGAAACUGCUGGGAAAACUAAGUUCUUAUAAGAAACUAUUUCCUUGUCAAAUAGUACAGUAGAAGGAAAAAAAGGAAAAAGGAAAAAAUAGUACAGUAGAAGAAAAAAGGAAAAAAAAGCUCCAUACUGGAGUUAUGGCUGUUUGAACUGAACUAAGUGGCAUUAAAACACACAGAAUGCCAUCUAGUUAUUUCUGCCCUUGUUUCUCCAAUUCCAGGUAGAAAUGAGCAUAUUUGCCCCCAAACCGAAAUUGUGAAUUGGAUGAGUGAGCCUGCUUAGCCUUAAAGUUGAGAUGAAGUCAAGGCGAUUCCUCUACCGACCUGACAACUUCCCGUUUGCAUCCUGUCCCUGGGGAGCGGCUCCUGCUCAGUGCUGUGGGCACUCAGCCCAUCUGUGUUCCUGUGAAGGAUGGGAAACAGCAGAGGUGAGAAUAUCCUUCAUCUGCAAACGGGCAGACUUGAACUGGAUGAUUUGAAGAUGGUACGCCAUUUCUCCUAGCAUGACAGCCGUCUGAUUAGCAACCACAAGAAUUUGACUCCUGUGUCUGGAGCUGUGUCUGGAGCUGGGGUCUAGUCACUGCCCGCAACUGCCGAGCUGCCAUGGCCUCCACCUCUCCUUCCACCCCAGUAAUUUCACAGCCCCAGUUCACAGCCAUGAAUGAACCACAGUGCUUCUACAAUGAGUCUAUCGCCUUCUUCUAUAACCGGAGUGGAAAGUAUCUUGCCACAGAAUGGAACACAGUCAGCAAACUUGUCAUGGGACUUGGGAUCACUGUGUGCAUCUUCAUCAUGUUGGCCAACCUACUAGUCAUGGUGGCAAUCUACGUCAACCGUCGCUUCCAUUUUCCUAUUUAUUACUUAAUGGCUAAUCUGGCUGCUGCAGACUUCUUUGCUGGGUUGGCCUACUUCUACUUAAUGUUCAACACGGGGCCCAAUACUCGGAGACUGACCGUCAGCACGUGGCUCCUCCGUCAGGGCCUCAUUGACACCAGCCUGACGGCAUCUGUGGCCAACCUUUUGGCGAUUGCAAUUGAGAGACACAUCACAGUUUUUCGCAUGCAGCUCCAUACACGGAUGAGCAACCGGCGGGUGGUGGUGGUGAUUGUAGUCAUCUGGACUAUGGCCAUUGUGAUGGGUGCUAUUCCCAGUGUAGGCUGGAACUGUAUCUGUGACAUUGAAAAUUGUUCCAACAUGGCACCCCUCUACAGUGACUCCUACUUGGUCUUUUGGGCCAUCUUCAACUUGGUGACCUUUGUCGUCAUGGUGGUUCUUUAUGCUCAUAUCUUUGGCUAUGUUCGCCAGAGGACGAUGAGGAUGUCUCGGCAUAGUUCUGGGCCCCGUCGGAAUCGGGAUACCAUGAUGAGUCUCCUGAAGACUGUGGUCAUUGUGCUUGGUGCCUUUAUCAUCUGCUGGACUCCUGGAUUGGUCUUACUACUUCUCGAUGUGUGCUGUCCACAGUGUGAUGUUCUGGCCUAUGAGAAAUUUUUCCUUCUGCUUGCCGAAUUCAACUCUGCCAUGAACCCCAUCAUCUACUCCUACCGGGACAAGGAGAUGAGUGCCACCUUCAGACAGAUCCUCUGUUGCCAGCGCAGUGAAAACACCAGUGGCCCCACGGAAGGCUCAGACCGUUCAGCUUCCUCCCUCAACCACACCAUCUUGGCUGGAGUUCACAGCAAUGACCACUCUGUGGUUUAGAAAGGAAACUAAGAUGAGAAGUCAGCCAUCAUUCCUUAACACAUGAAUGAAUGAGAAGUCAGCCAUCAUUGCUUAACACAUGAAUGAAUAGUUCUCCCCCUUCCCAAAUGCCAGGGCAAGGUGGGAUCUGAAAGAGAGAGGAAAUAUAAACUCAUGUACUUAAACACUAACCAAUGGCAGUAUUUGUUCCUAGACCCCCAAAGACUUGAUAUAUAUUGAAAAUUAGCUUAUGUGACAACCCUCAUCCUGAUUCCCAUGCCUUUUGAAAGUAGAAAGUGGAGAUCUUGCUAUGGAAGUCACAAAUAGACUCUGAGUGUCCAUUAGACUACACUAACUAGACUUCAAAAGAUUUUGUGUGGUUUGGUGCAAGUCAGAAUGAGUUCUGACUAAUUGAAUCCACAACUUCAUUUACAUACAGGCUUUUUUAUUUUUAAAGGAUACAUUUCAUUUAAUAAACAUGUUUAUACCUAUCAGCAUGCUUGUGAUGGAUAAAGAACUAUAGACUGUUUUUAAGUUACCGUAACUCCAUUUUUCCUUUUAUUGGAAAACUAUCAAUUAGAAUUAUUGUUUUAGAAAGCAUGCAUGUAAUGUAUGUAUGCAGUACGCCUUACUUAAAAAGAUAAAAGGGUAUUAAUUGUAAAUCUUCUAGGAAAUAGAAGAAUCUAGAUGUUAAAACAAGUAUUGUUUAGGUCAUGAAACCAUGCUCUAAUCACAAUAUUACCUUUUUAUUAAAGUGUUGUAACAGUGUAAAACAGGAAAUUUAUUACCAAAAAUAUACUCUAAAAACGCAUAGAAAAUGAAGCACAGUAAUACUUCCCCACAUAUUUAUCAUAUCCAAGUGCAUUCGAAUAACCAGUACAUCAGAGGAGUUUUUUUUUUAAUAGCCUGUGUUUUCCUGUAUUAUAAAAUAAUACGUAGUCAUUGUAGAAAACUUGAAAAAGACAGACAUGUAUAAGCCAGAAAGAAUACUGAUAUCACAAAUGACAAAUAACUACCAUUAACAGCUUUUUCCUCUGUGUAUGCCUGUCUAUAUAUUACAUACCUUUUUAUAUAAUUGGGAUCAUACUGUAGCCAGUUUUAUAACCAGUUUUUCUUUCCACUGCAGAAUUGCCCCAUUUUCCUAUGGCAUUGAAAUUUUACAAAAAUAUAAUUUUAGUGGCUAUGUAAUACUCCAUUUAAUGGAUGCAACUCAGUUUAUUUAACCAUUCUCAUAUUGUGGACUACUUAGGUUAUUUCUCAUUUUCACUGUUAUAAAUAAUGUUACAAAAAUUUUGUGUACAUAAAACUUUGUCCAUAUCAUUGAAUAUUUACUUAGGACAUAUUCCCAUGAAGGAUUUUUUUUUAAAUGUGAAAUGUCUUUUUAUGCUCUUACCUUUUAUAAAAAGGGAUUUCCUGCUUUUGCACUGCGUGGUUGGCAAUUGUGAGGAAUGCCAGGUAAAUUACUUUUUUUACAGAGGAAAUUAAGUGGUUACUUUAGUUGAGGGUGCUCAGGAUGGAGCAGAAACAAUCGACUGUCACAAAUAAUGAGGACACCCUAAUUUGUUUCACAAUCCCAAAUUUCAUUUGAGGGACAGAUUAAAUGGUUCUUGGUAGCCACGGCUGUAAUGUAGGAUUGAAGAAAAUGCAAAGAACUCAAGUGUGCCAGUGAAUAAAGGAUCUUCCUAUUAAAAAAGCUUGGUGCCCUUCUAUAGCAAGUGGGUUGAGCAUGUCAAUCUGUGACUGGAUACUGUGUAUUUUCUAGGAACUGCCCCAGUAGACUGUCACCAUGUUAAAUGAGACCGGUUUAAUGCAUUGGCCAGAUAAACCAGUAAUUUCACCAGUUUGUUAUAAUAAGUGACCUAUAAAGUGAGAGUCGUGAGGCAGGUAUAGGAAAGUCAGGAGUACGUCUAAGAGAAAGGUACACAGAGAAUGGUUGACUCCCUAGGAAGGAGGAAGUCAAUGCAUGUCAGCAUCUGAGCAGGGACAGAUUGUCCACAGUGAAAGAGCUCGGGAACCAGAGAGCAGAAUGGUGUUUGCACAUACUUUAUAGAAAAUACAGAGUGUUCUGUAUUGGAAGUGAAGGAAAUGAACUUGGACUUCUCAUGUGCAUAUAUUCUGAAGAAGUUAUGGACCAUUGGAAAUGAAAAACACUAAUUGGACCUUAAUAAAUCAUUCUCAAUCCGUGUUUGGUAAUGUGUGCUUCUGGUCAGUGCUAUUUCUCUCAUCCAAGAGUUUUCCGGCUUCCGUUGCAUGGUGCCUUCCCUGUGGGACUUUAUUUCACUGUCAAAGUGCCUCUGAACUGAGGUGAAGGCAGCAAUUGCUUUUCCCGCACAGAACUGCUUUUUUCAACCUUGGUAAUCAGUCUUUCCAAUGUCCAGGAUAAGGCUGUUUAUUUUGCGUGUCUAAAGGAGAGACAGCAUUUUAGGACAAUACUCCAAUGGUAAAACUAUUAAGAGUGGAGGGUUUUUGGGGAAAACUGAUUUUAUAAAAAAUUUCUGACAGCUCUAUGAAAACACAGUAGUAAUUUGUAAAGUCACAAUAGUCUGUGCUUAUAGAGUGAACAAGAUAUAAGUGAUAGGUACCUGCCAAUUAUAUAUUCAAUGUAUUGCUUAAGAUGUUAGAAAAAGAUCAACUGUUUAGUCUCAUGAAUGUCUCCAUGAUUAUUUAGAAGAAAAUGCUGAACCUUUAAAUUUAGGUGGAUGUAAGAUGGUUAGAAAUCAAAUGUCUUAGACUCUUCUUCACAAAUUAGUCACAUCUCAUUACUCCCUCCUUUUGUUUUUUAUUAGUGAAACCAUAAUUCCAUAGACUGAAAAUCUCAAUUGAUUUUCUACAAUUAGUGAAUCUUAGAGGUUUUUCAUUUCCUCUCCCACUUAACUAUUGCCUUAGUUUCUCCUCUUCAUAUUUUGUUUAUUCCAUUAAACUCUUAAUUUCUCUGAUUAUUUCUAGCCCUUCCCCUAACCUAGAGUUUGACACCUGGCUAGAUAAAAAUGGUAGAAACACUUCUUUGUCCAGUUAAUUCAUUAUGCCAAGGUGAGCAAACAGUUUUUUUUUUUUUUUUUUUUUUUUAUGCCAAGACCUAUUGAAACAAAUACCUUGUUCUUUUCUACCAAGUGAGCUUUUCCUGAUCCCACCCCCUUAGAGGAUUGGCAUUUAUGUGUUUGGAUGGACUUGACCCUAUGCACCAUCCAGUAUAGGUAUGUGUGUAUAACUCAGAGUGAAGACAGUUGAUGUGUCUUCCAAAGCAAGUUCUGUUCAUUCUGUGACAUUCACCUGUACCUUGUAGAGUCUACAUGCAAAAUUCUAAUUCUUUAAACUUAGACUACUCAUAUUGACAGAGUGCUUACUAAUUUGUUAAAUGGUGGCAUCAUGUAAAGACAAUUUUAAAUCUAGAGUAGGGGUUGGAAAACUAAGACCAAUUGGCCAAAUCUGCUUUUGUGGACCUAGGAGCUAAGGAUGGUUUUUACAUUUUUAGAUGAUUGAGGGAGAAAAAUUAUUUAGUGGCACAUAAAAAUUACGUGAAAUUCAAAUGGCAGUCCACAAAUAAAGCUACAUUGGAACACAGCCACACUCAUUAGCUUAUGUAUUGUUUAUGGCUACUUUUGUACUACAAUGACAAAAUUGAAUAGGUGCAACAGAGAUUGUCUUUCAAAGUCUAAAAUCUUUACUCUGACUCUGUACAGAAUAAGUUUGCCAACCCCUUAUUUAGAGAAUCUCAUUUUCAACCAUGUUGUCCUCAUUUGAUCUUGUUAUGCAUUAGAAGAAUAAGGGAAAAUUGGGCACAUCAUGAUCUUCUGAGCUCUGAACUACAGAGAAAAUUAUAAAUUACAUUUUUUAUGCUAAAUGUAAUUUUUAUUCUGAAACACUCGAAUUUGCAAAAAGGUUUGCUAAAUGUCCAAGACAGUUUUCCUAAACCAUUUGGAAAUGACCAAAUAAUGCCUUCUCAUCGUUUAAUAAUGUAUGAUUCUUAUAGCCAACGACAUUCUUUUUCAUAACCUCAGUCAAUACAUCAGGAAAUUAACCAUCAGAAUCAAGAAAUUAACAUUGACACACAUGCCACCAUUUUAACUUGACCCCACUGAAGUUUUUUUAUCAGGGUCACUGGUCAAGAGACUUGUCAAGGUUGGAGGUCAUCUAUCUCUUGAGUCUUCUUCACAAAUUAGUGAAUCUUGAAAAGUCCUUUAGUCUAUUGUUGACCUUUUACGAUCUUGUCAUUUAAAGACCACGGAACAGUCAUUUUGUAGAAUAACCCUCAGUUUUGGUUUCUCUGUAUUUCUUCCUGACAAAGACCAGUGUGCUAUUGUGCUAGUCUUCUCACUGCCCUACCAAGUAGUACAUGAUACUAACUUUUCCCAUUACUAGUGGUAUUAAAAUUGAUGACAUGAUUAAGUUGGUAUCUUCCAAGUUUUUAUCUUUUCCCCUUUGUAAUAAGCAUUUUAUAGUAAGUAGUUUGUUCCUCAUAGAAUUUUAAUGCCUCAGCAUCUAUUGACAU